Monomorium pharaonis (pharaoh ant) is the source of this 4157-nucleotide messenger RNA. Its product is annotated as transient receptor potential cation channel protein painless. Lineage: Eukaryota; Metazoa; Arthropoda; Insecta; Hymenoptera; Formicidae. The record is from RefSeq and is a predicted model, not a curated record. Gene Ontology annotation, molecular function: protein binding. The transcript has 4 exons. Bases 1019 to 3526 code for a protein of 835 amino acids.
GUUCUAGAUGUGUUCGGUCCAUUAAAAUAUAAUAUGUCCGGAACGAGUGCGAGCGCUAGUGUCGCGAUCCGACAAAGAGGGUCUAAGAAGUAUCCUUGUUUUUUUUUAACUAACGCGUUCACGUGAUUGUACAAUCCUGUAAAAAGUUUAUGAACAAGUAGUCAAAAAGAGAUAAGAAUACCUCUUAGAACGCUCUCUCUCGGAUCACUUUUAACAAAGGGAUUCUACCGCCGCACUCAUUUCGGUUGUUGUGUAGUUUUUUAUCAGCGUCGAUGGUUUAGCAUCGGCACUGUGGUUCAAUUUCACAAUUGGUUUUGUCACAAGUAUAAUGUAAAGACAGUAAGCAAACACUAAUGUUUCUGAUUGUUUAUUUAACUGUUUAUUGCCUUAAUAUGUUUAUGUAAUAUAAUAUCACACGUAGUGCGCGACAACGCCUGGGGGUGACGCGUUCACCCUGAGUCGCUUGAAUCCGGCGCACGUAUCUCACAAGGAAUAUUCACACAAUGUCUAACUCGACUCAACUUGACUGUCCAAAGGUUCGAACGAGAGUAAGAGUUCGUAAUCGGCUAAUCCAAGGCAAUGAACUUCCUUUACUUCUAUACGGUCCGCCCUCUCGAUACCCUUGGCCAAUCUUGACGCGGGGACGAAGGGGGACCGUGAAGCCUCGACAACCGGCGUCUCUGCGACGUGUUUGUUCCUGUCCUUGCACGCGUAUACCGAUUCGAAUCCAGAAUCUUCCUUGUUAGAGAUUGCGUGUGCGGAUGUUGGUUCAGCCCCAUUUGAUUAAUUUCGCUCUAGAGCGCGCCAAUAAUUCAAAGCAGAAUUAUCACUCACUCUCGGCCAUUGCUAAGUAAAGUGUAUUAUCGAAUCGCGCGUGCGAAGGAACGUUCUAAAAUGGCGCAAUAAAAGCGAAAAAACAAAUUGAGAGGAGUCAUUUCUUCGGCCGCGUAUCGACGAAGACCCCAUACCGACAAGCACACGCGGUAAGCAGCAAGCCCAGCAUCGCACAGGUAAUAAAAUGGAUCUCAGUAAGAAAGCGCAGGAGCACAUUGAUAUUUGCUUGAAUGUACCUCAAAACAGCGAAGAAGUUCACAAGUCACUGUUUAAUGCUUUACGGUCUAAGAACUUCCGUUCUUUUAAAAAUAUUAUAGAACAAGAUUUAAAAGAACAGCCGCCAAUUCUGGAUAUUAACUAUGUAGAUCCGAAUACGAAAGAAGCAUGCCUUGAUAUAGCUAGCAAAAAUGGCCUGACAGAGUUUGUGGAGUUUUUAUUACAGAAUCAAGCAAAACCUAAUAGAGAGGACAAAUCGAAAAAUUAUGCUCCUAUCCAUUUCGCCACAGAAGGUGGACACGCGGAGACGUUAAAAGUUUUAUUAUUUUCGCCAAAAUCGAAAAUUCAGAUAAAUCCAGAUCUCCGGGCAGGACAAGACGAACGGACUGCCCUGCAUAUUGCGGUGAAGAAGAACGACCGGCAGUGUGUAAAACUAUUGUUGGAUAGAGGCGCCAGCAUCAAUAUUCCAAAUAGCGAAGAUAAAACAGCUCUCCAUUUGGCAGCGAUAGAGAACAACCGGAAAAUGGUGAAUUUGAUAUUAAAAACAACCCAGCAACAGCCAGAUGGCAGAACACAAGAGGUAAUUCGGCAGAAGUGGCCGGAUCUAAAACUCGAAUAUGAAAGUCGUGAGAUAAAGGAAGACGAUCUUAAAUAUUACCUGACGGUUGAGGAUAAGACAAACUUCUUGAGAAGUAUGGAACUCGUCGAAAUAAACAUUCUUAAGAAUGUAGCCAAAGAGCUGUUAGAGCUGACUGCGCAUGCUUCCAAACGAGGUUUCCACAAUGUUGCAAUUAGAAUCCUGGAAAAACUUGAGGGAAAACAAAUCAACGUGAAGAAAGCUGCGCAAGCAGCUAUUCAGGAGAGUAAUUAUACUAUUCUUCAAGUACUGCUAAAAACAGAACCAAGUAUGGCUAAUGAUUUGAUUCUAAGUGCCUGUAAGGAGCUUCAGGAGCUGUCAAAAAGGUCAGGAAAACGAGGAGUUGAUAGUAUACCCAAUCAACUAAAAUGUCUGAAGUUGAUUCUGGAACAAGAAAACGUAAAUGUUCGUUGUAUUGAUAAAGACACUGGCAACACUCCGCUACAUUAUGCAGCCAGUGCUGGCUGUCAAGAGGCGGUGAUUUUACUUCUUCAUCGAGGCAGCUACAUCGGUCAUAUGAACUAUUCUAAAAUACCGCCUAUCGCAGAUAUUCCGGCGCAUACGCUAUCACGGUACUUCGAUGACUGUCUGCAGAUACAAAAAGAUACGAACGAGUGCACAAUUGAAUUUAAUUAUAGCUGCUUAAUGCCUCCACGGAAUCAAGAUGAUGCUUCCACGGAAUGCAAUAAAACUGAAAUGGAAGUGUUCAACUACAUCGCCGACCACAGUCGCCUCAAACAUUUGCUAAAACAUCCGUUGCUCUCUUCUUUUAUCGAUCUUAAAUUGAAUAUAAUACAACACAUUCUACUUGCAAAUAUCACUUUUUGUACAGUUUUUUAUUUUCUAUUAUACGUUUUCAUCUUAAAGAUGACUUGGGAUAUUCAAAAAAAAAAUAAGACACAAAUUGCUAAUGGAUCUCACAGCUUACUAUGGGCCUUUACCAUUGUGAUGUUAUUGCUCUACAUCUUCCGAGAGAUUAUCGAACUUAUGUUCUGCGUUAAGUGUUAUAUAGCGAGCUUAAGAAACUGGUUGAAAAUCAUGUUGAUUUUUUUCACCAUUACUUUGCUGCACGGCGCGGGAUUUCAAGUCGGUGUCGUAGUAAUCUUGCUGUCGGCUUACGAACUGAUGUUAAACAUCCAGUAUAACGAUUUUUUCAGCAGCGUUGAAAUGUUCCGGACUAUUUCUCUGAAUUUUAUAUACUUUUUGCUUCCCUAUCUGCCCUUCUUCGGCGCAUUUGCUUUGGCCUUCCACACGCUCUUCAACGAUAAUGACAAGAGUUUUACCAAUUUAUAUCUUUCACACUUCAAAACUGUUAUUAUGUUUACUGGCGAAUUCAACGCCAAUGAUAUUCAAUUCAAAUUGCAUCCUAUCUGGAGCCACAUUGUGUUUAUAUUAUUCGUUUUCUUCAUCUAUAUUGUACUGUUUAGUUUGCUCAAUGGUUUGGCGGUCAGCGGCACUGCUGAGAUUUUGUCUGAGGUCGAGGUGCUUGGACUUAUUUCUAAAAUACAUUUGGUUGCCUAUAUCGAGCAUAUAAAGGUUGAUCCUUGUGGUUGGUCCUUCUGUUCUAGUUUGACAAAAUCUUUCCGUUCGCUUGCUGACGGAAUUCUUCCUUCUCCUAUUUCUCUUUCAGAACCUCGUAAGUCUUUUAUCAUGUUAUACGAUAAUUUGGAUGUUUAUGAUAAACAUAAAUGGUAUAACGUUAUAAAGCGCGUUAUGCAAUGGAGGAUUUUUCAAAAUGGAGAAUUUUUCCAAAUAGAUACAAAUAUAAUUAAACGAGCCAAGAGUAUUAUCGACAAUAAGAAUCAAUUGACGGAUAAUGAAAAGAUUAAACUGUAUUAAACAAAUUACACAAAAAAUUGACAGCAAUAAAAAUUAUUUUAAAAACUACGAAGUUUGCAAUUGAGAAUAAUGAUAUCGAUAAUACGAUAAAAUCUGUCUAAAAGAAGAAUUAAUAUAACAAGUACAUAUACCAUUAUAUUUUUAAUUAUAAUUUUAUAAUCAUUUCUAAGAUAUUUUAAGUGAAAGUUUAUUUGACAUAUGAUUUCUGGAUAAGCUUAAGUAGCGCCACGAUAUUAUAUAAAUAAAGUUUGGGUCAUACACGGCUCGACUUUUGCUAUGUACUUUUAAUGUAUCACGCUGCUAUCGCUUGAUUAUUUUACUUUUGAUAUUUUUGAUAUUUUAAAUAAAAUUUAAAUAUUACUAAACUGAACAUUAUCAAUGAAUAUCUGUCUUAUCAUUGAGCUCAUCUGGAGUUAAGUAUAAAAUUGUGUAUUGCUUUAUAAUUCUAUUUCUCUGAACAUGCGGAGUAUGCCAGUGCGCUUGAAAAAAUCGUAUAUUUUAUUUAUUCUAAAAUAAUUGUAUAUAUUAUAUUUUAAGUGUGUUUACUUGUACUUGAAUUAUUCGUGAAUGUUAUGACAAAUUCCUACCGAUCAGACUACAUUAUAACUCUAUUCUAAUUUAUUUUAGCCGA